AUGAACCCAAACCAAACACCAACCCCCAAUCUCAAACGCCGCCGUCUAAACACCACCACAACAACCCUAUCAUCACCCUCAUCAACGCUCACCAAACCAUUCAAAUCGCCUCUGCGCAGACCAGCCCAAGCCCAAGUCCAAGCACCAGCACCAGCCCCAGAUACCACCAGCACUACCACAACUACCACAAACACAUCCUCUUCAUCCUCCAAAGACACAACACCCGCCACCCCCAAACCCAACCCCUCAUCUUUCACCACCCCAGUCCCCAAGCCCACCCCCAAAGAAAAGAGAGAACAGAAGCAAAAAGAAGAAGAAGAAGACCCCUCCCUCUUUACCCUCCGCACCACCCACCGGCACCUCCAAUCCCGACUCCUCUCUCUCCGCACAGAAAUAGAAACAGUUACUCAGGCGCAGCGCAUCGAGGAAUCCCACCGCGAUGAGGAACUAGAGAAGUUGAUUGUGAAGUGGAGGGGUGUGGGGCAAAGGGUUGCGGAGGAGGUGUUUGAGGGCGCGAGGGAGCGGGUUGUGAGGAUGGGGGGUGUGAGGGGGUGGCAGGGGAUGGAAAUGAGUAGGAGUAAGGGUGGUGGUGGUGGGUGGUGGGAGGAUGGUGAUAAUGAUCAUGAGAAUAGUAGCUAUGGUCAUGAGGAGAAGGGUGGGGGUAAGGAGAAGGACGAGGAAGAAGAUGAGGAAGAGGAGGAAGAGUUCACGAUAGGGAUGAUGUUGAAGUCGAUGGGGAUCGAUUUCAAGGUUAUUGGGUAUGAUGGGGAGGGGCAGAGGUGGGUAUGA
Molecule: messenger RNA, 789 nt
Organism: Aspergillus luchuensis
Lineage: Eukaryota; Fungi; Ascomycota; Eurotiomycetes; Eurotiales; Aspergillaceae
Product: putative DNA repair protein Dds20/Mei5
Exons: 2
Coding region: 1-789 (262 amino acids)
Biological process (GO): DNA recombination
Source: RefSeq, a predicted model, not a curated record